CCUUGCCACAGUUAACCAAUCGAUCAAAAAGCAUAGCAUAUAUAUACAAAGAUAUAUCCAAUAUUUAAUCGCCUGCGGAUUAGCGCCAAGCCCUAUACUUUUGUGGGCAGGUGCAAAGCUAAUUAAACUGUGAACUGUUUUCACGUCAAUAGUAAUCGCGAAAACCAACAUAAUUCGAAGCAAUUUGCUCACCUCAGCGUGGAAUUCGCGAUUGCGCACUCGAAAUUGAUGGAUUGUAAAUACUGUGUAGUUUGAGUAGUUUUCAGCCAGGGAAUAUACGAGUAUACCCCUCCAAACCGACCCCCUUCACCGAAAAUCGUUAGCAAUAAAAGUGAAAGAACUACAUUGUAUUCGCCCAGACAAACUGUUGAUUAAUCGUCGGGAGAAAGGAUAUUCGCUUGAAGCAACAAUGUUUAGGGCACGAGAUCUUCUGCUCUUGGCCCUUUUGGGAUUCGUCUCAAGUGCACUUGGCCUAAAAGUAUCCUCUGGCUAUCAUAUAGUCCACAAUCAACCGCAAUCCUCCUAUCCCAAUUACCAUGGUUAUAGUUAUCAUCAAGGCUCUAUUCCAUUUGUGAUUGGUAAUAGCCUUCCCACUUCUCCGGCUCCGCAACAUCCGUUUUCUUCGCCUGCCAGUCCUCCGGUAUCAGCUUAUGGCUAUAGUUUCCCCACUGCUGGUCAAGUGUCAUGUGCUGCUCCUCCAGCAGUUUGCGAGAAGACUGCCUAUCGCUCCCUGGAUGGAUCCUGUAAUCAUCUGGAGCGUCCUGGUUUGGGAGUAGCCAACUCCAGGUAUGGUCGCCUCUUGACACCAAAAUACGCCGAUGGCAUUUCGGCUCCCACUAGAUCAGAGACAGGAGAAGAACUGCCCAGUGCUCGUCUCGUUUCCUUGGUGGCUUUUGGAGAACAAGAUGUGCCCGAUCCAGAGUUCACUCUGCACAACAUGCAGUGGGGACAGAUCAUGACCCACGAUAUGAGCAUGCAGGCAGGAGGCACUCAGUCCAAAAAGCAUCCCACUCGUUGCUGUACCGAUGAUGGCCGUUUGAUUGGUCUGGACACCGCCCACAAGACCUGUUUUGCCAUUAUUGUGCCACCCCAUGAUCCAGCCUACUCCCAGGUGGGCACCGAGUGCCUCAACUUUGUCCGUACCCUGACGGAUAGGGACUCCAAUUGCCAGUACCGCGGUGGUCCGGCAGAGCAGAUAACUGUUGUCACCUCUUACAUGGAUCUCUCCUUGGUCUAUGGCAACUCCAUUCAACAGAACAGCGAUAUCCGUGAGUUCCAAGGCGGACGGAUGAUUGUGGAGGAGCGUAAUGGGGCCAAGUGGCUGCCACUCUCUCGUAAUGUCACCGGCGAUUGUGAUGCCGUCGAUGCCAGUGAAGUUUGCUACCGUUCCGGAGAUGUGAGGGUUAACCAGAACCCGGGUUUGGCCAUCCUCCAGACGAUCUUACUGCGUGAGCACAACCGGAUUGCUGACGGCUUGUCGGCUCUGAAUCCACACUACGAUGAUCGCACGCUGUUCCAAGAAGCACGAAAAAUCAAUAUUGCUCAGUACCAACAAAUCAGUUACUACGAAUGGCUUCCCAUCUUCCUGGGUGGAGAGAAUAUGUUGAAGAACAGACUUAUCUACAAGGCUCCAUCUGGUAGCUACAUCAACGACUUCGAUCAUAACAUCGAUCCCUCAGUGCUGAAUGAACAUGCGACUGCUGCUUUCAGAUACUUCCAUUCCCAGAUUGAAGGUCGAUUGGAUCUUCUAUCUGAGCUGCGUCAAGUUCUGGGAUCUCUGACCCUCAGUGAUUGGUUCAACCGUCCCGGCAUUAUCGAGGUGGGUGAUAACUUUGACUCCCUGACCAGAGGACAUGCCACUCAGCCUGAGGAACUCACCGAUAUUAACUUUGACAGACAGAUCAAGCACUUCCUUUUCAGGCGAAACAUGCCCUUCGGUUCGGAUCUGCGUUCGCUGGACAUUCAACGUAAUCGCGAUCACGGUUUGGCCUCCUACAACGAUAUGAGGGAAUUCUGCGGACUGAGACGUGCCCACUCGUGGGAGGAAUACGGUGACCUUAUUAGUCCCCCGAUUCUGGAGAAACUCAAGGCGCUGUACUCAAGUCACGAAGACGUGGAUCUGACUGUGGGAGCCUCGUUGGAGGCUCACGUUGCCGGAGCUUUGGCUGGACCUACAUUCCUGUGCAUCCUCACGGAGCAGUUCUACAGGACUCGAGUGGGUGACAGAUUCUUCUUUGAAAAUGGAGAUAAACUCACUGGAUUCACUCCCGAUCAACUGGAAGAGCUGCGAAAGGCAAGUAUGGCUCGCUUGCUGUGCGACAAUGGAAACCACAUUUCAUCCAUGCAGCCAGAAGCUUUUAGAACUGUUUCCCAUUCGAAUCCCAUCAUGCCGUGCUCGAAUAUUCCACAAGUCGACCUCACCAAGUGGAUUGAUCAAAAGCCAUAUGCCGCGGUAGAUCCGUCUCACUACGGAAAGAAGUGAUCCCUUGCUUUCUACUAGGGGAUAUAUUAUUAACUAGUUAAAUACAAAUACCUUUAGCUUAAUCAGUAACAUAAUCGUAAAUGCAGCGAACCCCCUUCCCCUUGUAUGAUAUUGCCCCAAAACUGAUGUACAGAAAUAAAACCCUUACCAUUUAAA
Messenger RNA from Drosophila eugracilis, 2638 nucleotides. RefSeq names its product peroxidase. The coding region runs from base 410 to 2482 and encodes 690 amino acids. Lineage: Eukaryota; Metazoa; Arthropoda; Insecta; Diptera; Drosophilidae. The transcript is spliced from 9 exons. Gene Ontology annotation, molecular function: peroxidase activity; heme binding. Gene Ontology annotation, biological process: response to oxidative stress. The record is from RefSeq and is a predicted model, not a curated record.